Messenger RNA from Amoebophrya sp. A25, 2612 nucleotides. NCBI's taxonomy places the organism in Eukaryota, Dinophyceae, Syndiniales, Amoebophryaceae. The record is from the annotation of a GenBank genome assembly.
GCGCUCGAGAGAAAAAAUUUGGGCAUUUGCGCUAGUAUGCGCCUAUUGGAGAGCGAAUUUGAACAAUCACUGAAGAAGAGUUUUCAAAACACAUCAAUCAUAGGCACGGCAUUGUUGAUUAGACUACUGUAAUGCUAAACCUAAAGCACCAUAUUAUCGCGGGUUUUCUAAGCAGUGCUUCGAAGAAGAUUUUCAGGGUAACUUUUGCGAGUAUCCAAAAGUUAUGUCUCACAUCCGUGACAUUAAUUGCGCGUCGCUCUGAAUAUAUAUGUUCCGCUGACAGCAUACUAAUCUGACUUUUAUUUCGUCUUCUAGUUCACACCUGGUUCCACAUUAUCUUCAUCGCAACAAAAAUGACGGAUCGAACUUCAAUGUCAAUGAUUCGUGCGAGCGCAUCCCUAGACGCUCACGAAACUAUGGGUGAUCUUGCUUUCCCUAGCAGCCGUUCCGAACAAACUUCAGCGCGACCAGGGGACGACAUGAAUCACCUGGACACGCGCACGCCGUCGCAAGGCAGUCAUGCUGUGCCAGGGCAGCUGGGCGAAGUGAAUUACCCUGCUGGCGGGCUGCCGCCUCCGAUGGGUCUCAGCACCGGCAUCAAGGGGUUCACCGGGAUUACGUUCCAAGCCAGCCUGCGGAAUAUUCAACCGCACCACCAGCUAGAUGGCGUCCAGCACAGCGGCAACGCUCUUGGCGGCGUGAGUCUGAACCCGAAUAAUGUAACGAAUCAAGACGUGCUUGGUGGGGCUGGGGACGCCAGCGAUAGUGCAAGGAGGCCGCCAAACAUUGCCCUUGCCACGCAAGGCGAUUCGAUGGCAAAGGAGUAUCGACCGCCGGUGGGUCUCACAAUGCCGGUUCUAAGACCCCUCGGCGCACUCGGAGGAGGAGGUUUUUUACAAAGUUUUUCUACGGCAAUUUGAAAAAUAGAACUAGUCCUAAUGCUUUUAUUCGAUGGGAGGCAAUCAUGACUUGUAGGAAAUUGCAUAAGAAAAACAGAGAACGUUGGGACAUGGCUGAUCUUAACGAUGUCAAAGAAAUCAAAUGAAAUGAAAGCGAGGAAAAGGAAGGUAUAGAUGAAGCUUAAACUACAUGCGAUGCGGACUCUACUAGAAAUCUUCAAUUACCAGGCAUUCUAGGAAAGCAGCAGGGAUGUGGAGCGGAUUCACCAUCUGGCGAUGCUGUACAGUCACAGGAGGCGCGGAGCAAGGACGACUCUGCUAUGGCGCAUCUAAAAGCUGUGCGAACUCGUUGUGCGCUGAGCACGGUACCAAUUUUCUAAGCAACAGUGUGUGUUGGAAGAUGUUGUCAGAGUCAAGAAGAUGAAUAUCAAAGACCUAGAACCAACGUUGCUAGAAGUCGGCACAUGCAUAUUACGGAGCAGUAGAGGAAGGAGUCUUCUGGCAGAAUCUGAUUCAACUGAUCUACUUCAUCUUCUCCACCAUAAAUUCACAUGCUCAAUACCUCAACUAAUACGUGAUAGGUCCCGGCCUCAGUCGCAUUGCAAACAUUCAAGAAGUUUUCAAAAGACAGCAAACUUGGGCCAAAUGAAUUUCGAGGAGGGUAUCAAGAAACGUUGAAAAAAUGCAGAAUGGAGCCCGCGCCAGAGUACAUACUCAAUGAAGUUUUCGCCCUUUUCGACAAAGACCACAACGGCGUAGUCGAUAUGAUGGAGCUCUGUUGCGGUACUAAUUCUAAAGCGCCAGCUUCCUCUGCUGUUGAUGAAACACUCCAAUGACAAGGCUCACGAUUCAGUUGGACGCCCGAGUUUUAUUCAUCCACCAUCCACGGCCGCGAUUUCAGGUAUAGCCCUUUUUUGCCAAGGUUCAGAGGAGGAGAAAAUACAUGCAAUUUUUGACUGCUUCGAUGAAAACGGCGACGGCUUCAUCUCAAACGACGAGUUGUGGACCUUUCUCACGGCCGUCUACAAAAUAGUACUUGAGUUGCAAUUUUCUUAGUGGAUUUCUUGCAACUUCAACUUCAUUGCAUUUGUACUUAGAUGAGUAGAGCAUGUGGUUUAUGUUGCUCUUGUUAAUGAACGAGUAAAUAUGUAUAUUUAUAUGAAUAUGAACAUUAGGUAGUCGGGAAAUCGUAGGCAGAUUGCCGAAUAGACUCACAUCAUCGCAAGUAAGUUUAUGAACAUUGAACUUCAUCUCAUCUGACUCUUAGGUACUGACACCAACGGUGGUGAGCGCGAUGAAGGGUAUGGGAGUCGACGUUGAUUCUCCAGAAGAUCUAGCCUCUGUAACUGUGUUGGAAUGCUUCAAGCAGAGUGAUACCAACAAGGCUGGAAAACUGAAUGUUGAAGAGUUUAAAAGUUGGUUUUAUGCUCCAAAAAGUGAUCCAGCUUUUAUGUACAACAUUGGCAAAAUUCUGCAUUCAUGAUUGAACACAAUCAAGGAAGACGAAGGCUUGUGUUUGUCGGCCACUCUAUGGAAAUGGAUACUGAAGAUGAAAAAGGACGAUGCCGGUACCGGUACUCCGGUUUGCGCGACUGUCUAAUCUGCUCCACACUGUAUAAUAAAAUUUUUCAAGUGAGUAGCGAGGGACCACUCAAGCUGAGACAACAUAAACCAAGAAGUACCCACCCAGCAUCGUUACGAUUGAUUAAUUAU